Onychostoma macrolepis is the source of this 1986-nucleotide messenger RNA. RefSeq lists its product as uncharacterized. The coding region runs from base 1164 to 1868 and encodes 234 amino acids. Lineage: Eukaryota; Metazoa; Chordata; Actinopteri; Cypriniformes; Cyprinidae. The record is from RefSeq and is a predicted model, not a curated record. The transcript is spliced from 2 exons.
UGUGUUACUGCUGGUUUACAGCCCUAACUGAUGAUAAGAUAACAGUAAUUGGAUAGAGGUAAUUAUAAUGACUGAUUCCUGAGAUGGAAAAACACUGACACUGUUUUUCUGGUUUAUUACGGUGAAGCUGCUUUGAAUCACUCUGUACACUCUUAAAUAUAAAGCUUUAUUAUAAACAAAUAUGCUUUAGUUUGAACUGAAUGUAACGUUAUCCGACACUUAAAUGAAAAUGUGUUAUAGUUUAAAUUGAUAUUCAACGCAGUUAGUUAAGACUUACCAGUGUUUUUUAGACCCACUUAAGUAGGCCUUAAGUACAUCUUUAUAUGCAAUUUAAUAAUUAAUAAUUUGUCUUUGAAAUAUGGUUAAAGUACUGCUGAACACUCAGAAAAAAGAUACAAAAGCUGUCCUUUCAAAAGGCACUUUUAUGCAUCUUUUAGGUGAGAAUAUGUAUAUUUCAGGUACUAAAACACAGCCUUUGAGGCACAAAUGUGUGACUUUGGACUUUUGUCCCAGACAGCUUUUCUACCUUUUUUCUGAGAGUGAAUGUGCUGACGAGCAUUUAUGACGAACUAAAACACACGCUAACGUCAUUUCUACCGAAUCCUGUGUGUCAUGUAUUUAUGUUUACACAUUUCUAAUGAUUUUAACUUUAUAAUAUUAACUUUAAGUGUAAUAUUGAGUAACACCCUACAGUUACAAUUAUAAGUAUUAAUUAUAAGCAUUAUAAAUAUUUUCAUGUGCCUUAAAUAUGCUGGUCUACAUCAAAUUAAGUGUAUGUCUUUAAAGUAUGACAAAAGAUUAUUAAAAUGCGCUUUAAGUAAAACGUUUCGUGUGACAUCAUUACAAAGUGCACUUUAUAAACGUGUGUCAGGAAAGUACAGAUCUGAAGUACACUACAACUGCGCAUUAAAUACCAUUAAGAGCACUUCUUUUCACAGGAAGGUGUUUAUAAACCUCGAUCAGUGUUCAAAUAACUCAGUAAUACUGUACAGACAACACAGCCUCAUCAGAUGAAAUAUGACAGAAAUAUGACAGCAGCAUUCACAGUUUAUCACAGUCUGACAUAAAGCAGCCUGACUUCAGAGGAACACGUGCAGCUUGGGUUUGAUUGAAAAACACUGGACGAAACACUAACAGCAGCAGAUGAAGCGGUAUGGAGAGUUAUGGAGAGUUAUGGAGAGUUAUGGACGGUUAUGGAGAGUUAUGGAGAGUUAUGGACGGUUAUGGAGAGGAGAGUUAUGGACGGUUAUGGAGAGUUAUGGAGAGUUAUGGGCGGUUAUGGAGAGUUAUGGACGAUUAUGGAGAGGAGAGUUAUGGAGGGUUAUGGACGGUUAUGGAGAGUUAUGGAGAGGAGAGUUAUGGAGGUUAUGGAGAGUUAUGGAGAGUUAUGGAGGGUUAUGGAGGGUUAUGGAGAGGAGAGUUAUGGAGAGUUAUGGACGGUUAUGGAGAGGAGAGUUAUGGAGAGUUAUGGACGGUUAUGGAGAGUAGAGUUAUGGAGGGUUAUGGAGAGUUAUGGAGAGGAGAGUUAUGGAGGGUUAUGGAGAGUUAUGGACGGUUAUGGAGAGUUAUGGAGGGUUAUGGAGAGGAGAGUUAUGGACGGUUAUGGAGAGUUAUGGACGGUUAUGGAGGGUUAUGGAGAGGAGAGUUAUGGAGAGGAGAGUUAUGGACGGUUAUGGAGAGUUAUGGAGAGUUAUGGACGGUUAUGGAGAGUUAUGGAGAGUUAUGGACGGUUAUGGAGAGUUAUGGACGGUUAUGGAGAGUUAUGGACGGUUAUGGAGGGUUAUGGACGGUUAUGGAGGGUUAUGGAGAGUUAUGGACGGUUAUGGAGAGUUAUGGAGGGCUGUGAAGCUGCACACGUUGAUGAAUGAAUCGUGUGUGAACGCGUCUCUAAUACAGCAGUGUUCACCUGUCACCGAUCAUCAGAGCAGAUAAUAAAGCACAGAGUUCAUCACGAUGUGAAUCUGCUGAUUGUGUGUGUCGUUAUUU